UAAUUAUGGGGUAUUCAUAUGGUGGAGAGGAUUUUUCACAUAAUUUCGACUUAAUUUUGAGACAAAUUUUGAUUUUUUAAAGUUAAAUUUUAUAAACUUUGGUGUAUUUUUUCUUUGGUUUGAUUUGUAAUUAAAUGUAGAUCCGUAAUGUUGGCAAUUGACGUCAUAAUGAGAUGAUCUUGUGACAACUGUUGGUGUGGAGAUUGAAGCGUUGGUUAGAAAAUAUUUGAAAGUACAUUUAGUGACAACUAAGUAUGAAAAUGAGUUUUUUUUGGAUUCUGCAUUCCAAGCGUUAAGCCGAUGUCAUCACUGAAAGCUGUUUUAAAACACAAUGAACCACAAUAUUCACUGCAUUUAUAACCAUUUAAAAAAUAACCGAGUAUUUCAUACCGACCGGAUAUCGAUCGCCAAGUAACUAUUUUUGAUGGAAACCGUACACUUCAAAACAGACGCGAGAACGAUAACCGACAACGGCAACAACACUAACAACAACGAUAUAACAAACAGCAGGUAUGAUUUUCAGGUUUUUGUUGCCAAGUUCACGUACGAUCCAUUCCACUUGUCCCCAAACGAUAAUCCGGACGCUGAACUUUCAUUUUUGGCGGGAGAUUAUUUAUUCAUUUACGGAGAUGUUGAUGAGGAUGGGUAUUAUGAAGGAGAGUUGAUGGAUGGAAAGAAAGGAUUAGUACCAUCCAAUUACGUGGAAAAAGUUCCAGACGAUGAUUUGAAGGAUUUGGAUCGCGGGGAAACAAACGGAUACGAAUAUGACGUCAUCGGAGAUGGACCGCCGGUCGGAAUCGAAACUACCGAGCAACCGGUCAUUACUGAGAUAAUCGACAAGCUAUCGAUCGUACCUCCACCAAAAGACUUGCACCAAGAGCGUCAGUUAAGUUGUAGCUACGUCGUGGCCUGGUUUUCACCAGAGGAAAGUAUUCUUGCGGCCGAAAACAUAUACAUAGAAUCGUACAAUGUCUACUGCAACGACCAACUGGUUUGCACCAUACCAAGAGGGGAUAGGACGAAGGCUCUUCUUGAAAAACUGGACACAACUAAGAGUCAUCGAGUGAGCGUUAGGGCUGUCGCAUCGGACGGUCGAAUGUCCUGCGAACAACUCUGCAGCAUCACCAUCGGCAAAAACGCCAGACUAGCCCCAUCAGCGAUCGAGGUAGUGGACAUUGCAAAAAGAUCAGCCACAGUUCAGUGGUGUGUCGCCAGUAGCUACCUCCAGCAUCGAGUGAACGUGGAUGAAAGAUGGGAUCAUAUCCUGGCCCCCGGAGUAUUCAAAUGUCUUAUUUCCGGUCUUCCACCAAAUUCCUCUCAUACCGUAAGCAUAAGUUGCGAGGUCAACAACAAUGAGGAAAGGGCUUUCGCGUCAUCCUCUGUUUCAUUCGUCACUCUACCCAGAGACUUUCCAGACCCGCCAUCCGAGGUUCAGGCAGAUAUAGGGCCCCAAAAAGGUACCAUUCUGGUGACGUGGGUGCCUGCCUACAAAGAGCCACUGGAUGCCAAGCACAAGAGGACCAACAUCACGGGCUACAAUGUCUAUAUUGACGGGGCAAAGGUCAAGCAGCUGCUCAGUCCGACGAGCGAUCAUGUUGUUUUAAACUGGAAAAGCUUCCAGACAUCAUCAAACGAGCCCAGAAAGUUAACAAUACGUACAACCACCGACAGAUGGGAGUCUCCGGAUUCGACUCCUCCCACUACACUAUCUACCGCUCUCGUGCAAGAGGUAGUAAAGGGUCGUCCCAUUAAUUGUUACCAGGGGGGUGACAGCAUUCGAGAUAGUGGAUAUGGAAUUGAUGAGAAGUUUGAUGAUUACGACGGAGUGGGUUGUAGUAGUGGUGGCGGCAUUCUUGGCGCUGGUAGUUCCAGUACCACUCGUUAUGAGGUGAUUGGGUCUGGUGGCCGCCACAUUGUCUCUAAAAGAAAUAUUGCCAGCGAGGAAGAAGAAGAAGAGGACGACGACGACGAUGAUGAACAAAUAACGAGAGAAUCGAGCUUAUCCGAGUCGAGUACAGAUAGGGCGAUAAAUCAGUCGGAUAAUUCCAAACUGAAAGAUAAAAAGACGCAAACCUCGCCAAAAUUGUUGAAAUCGUUAGACAACAACAACAACAACAACAACAAUAACAACAUCAGCAACAACGUAAACAUGGUUUCAAAGUCGACAACAACGACGCUAAGGAAGAAGAGAGAUUCGUGCGUGGGCAGCGAUGACGUCAUGCCUCUGCAGCAGCAGCAGCAGCUACGCUACAGUGACGCUGCUACUACAACAAACACUUUUAGAAAGAAGGAUAGUAAAAUUAAGCCUGCAUAUGAAGAGGACUCUCUGCUUGGUAGCGAUAUUGAAAAAGUUGACAUGAACAGGGUGCGCUUGUUUGUUGGUUUGUUCGACUACAACCCCCUCUCUAUGUCGCCCAACCAGGAUUGUUCAAAUGAGGAACUGCCCUUCUGUGAAGGUCAACUUAUCAAGGUCAUAGGUGACAAGGACGCAGACGGAUUUUACAUGGGUGAAUCCAAUGGAAUGAAGGGCCUGAUUCCAUCAAACAUGGUCACAGAGGUCCUGGUCUACAACCCCCUCACAGCCGAACAACUCCUCAAAGACAAUUUGGCCCUCUGCCGAAGUAAAAAUUCUUCCCAAAAAAGUAAAACGCUUAGUAUCGGAAAUAGUAAAAAGUUACCGCAGUAUCCGGUUAUGCAGGGCGGCAAAGAAAAAAAUGGAGCCUACGUUGGUGGGAGCGGAGGAGUUUAUAGGGAUGGGUGGUCGUCUGGUGCUCGAAUAGCCCUGUCAAACAAUCGGCCGAGAAGAAUGGUGGCCAUCUACAACUACAACCCUGAUAAGAACCUGCCAGCCACUGAUACUGAAUACGAGCUGUGUUUGAAGCAAGGCGACAGAGUACUGAUAUUUGGCGAGCCAGAUGAAGAUGGUUACAUCAAAGCAGAAAUUGGUUCAAGAAAGGGCCUUGUACCCCUCAACUAUUUAAGACCUGCAACCCCAAUUUCGAGACCACCAAAUCCUCAUUAUCCCCCGAAAAGCAAAAUGGGUGGUUACCGCAGUGAAGGAGGGAAAAUGCUCCCUCCCUAUGGUGGCGUAGGUGGCAAGUACCGAGGUGAUGUGAGUAAUAUGAACCGAAUGGCGGGAAAGUAUGGAGUGGGCCAGCCAGGGCAGUUCUCACAGGGACAACCUCAUGAUGGGACAGUUUCUCAGCAGCAAUCUUUUUACGACCAGGGACAGGACUAUGGACAAGCGCAGCAAGAAUUUCAACUAGAUUAUCAACAACAACAACAACCUCAACAACAGCAACUUCAACAACAAGUUUAUCCACAACAUCAGCAGCAGCAGCAACAACAUCAGCAACAACCUUAUCAACAACCAAUACAAGCUCCUUACCAGCAGCAUCAUCAACAGCAACAGCAGCUUCAACCUCAGCAGCACCAUCAGCAACUGCAACAGCUACCACAGCAGCCACCAUUUCCGCAGCAGCAGCAUCAGCAGCAACAACCUCAUUUACCGCCAACAAUGCCCGCACAAAAUUAUUGUUCAAUCUCAACAUUAUGAACAAUCCAUUUAUAAAACGUGAUUUCAACCUGAGUAUUAUAUAUUAUAUAUAUUAAUUAGUAUUUAUAUAAUAACAGCACAUUUGUAUAGAUUUAUAAGUAUCUACCUUUUAUAUAUGAAGCUUUGAUGUCUUGCUGUACGUUGCACUAGUUAAUAUUUUUUGUGAUUUAGAUAAAUUAAUAUUUAUUAAUCAUUGUGAGAAGAUCCCACCAAAUACAAUCUAUUUUAGAUGUCCUAGCUAGAGAUUAAAUUAUUCCGACAUAUUAUUUUUUCUCAAAUUUUUAACUCUCAAGUUUGUUAUCUCAAAAAUUUCCUGGUUUUAGUUAUGCUUGAUAUAUUGGUUAUUACUAUUCAUAUAAUCUUUUAAAAUAAUUACACGGUGGCGCCGUAAUAAAUCAAAUAAAUGAUUAGUUCUGCUGCAUUUAUCAUACGAUCGAAAUUUCAAAUAAUCGCUUCUUAUUAAAAUUCAAUAAACAUCUUUCUAAAUUUAUUAAUUAUAACCUUAUUUAUGAUUUCUAAACGAUUAUUUUUCUCUCUUCUGUCUGUCUGUCUACUCCAGUAGAGGAUAUAUAUAUAUAUAUAUGGUCCUACAGAGAGAAGGUUUCUAGAAGAGGAGUAUUUGAUGCGAAGUUGUAGCUGUGUGAUUUAUGUAGUUAAAGGUCAUAUACACUCUUCCAAAGUUCAGAGGACUAGUUUCUUGGAUUGGUUUAGUUACUUGGAUUAGUUCAGCGUCUCGAUUGCUGAAUUUGAAAAUUUUCUAACCGUUAUAAAACGUU
This is a messenger RNA of Helobdella robusta, 4332 nucleotides long. RefSeq lists its product as hypothetical. Gene Ontology annotation, molecular function: protein binding. Gene Ontology annotation, biological process: neuromuscular synaptic transmission. The coding region runs from base 425 to 3556 and encodes 1043 amino acids. NCBI's taxonomy places the organism in Eukaryota, Metazoa, Annelida, Clitellata, Rhynchobdellida, Glossiphoniidae. The transcript has 19 exons. The record is from RefSeq and is a predicted model, not a curated record.